Messenger RNA from Solanum lycopersicum (tomato), 1573 nucleotides. Its product is annotated as protein ZINC INDUCED FACILITATOR-LIKE 1-like. Gene Ontology annotation, molecular function: solute:potassium antiporter activity. The record is from RefSeq and is a predicted model, not a curated record. NCBI's taxonomy places the organism in Eukaryota, Viridiplantae, Streptophyta, Magnoliopsida, Solanales, Solanaceae. Gene Ontology annotation, cellular component: plant-type vacuole membrane; plasma membrane. Gene Ontology annotation, biological process: transmembrane transport; regulation of stomatal closure.
AUUCUCAUUGAUCAUAAAAGUAAAUGGCGGGCGAAUUAGAAACUCCGCUGAUAAAUAAGAAAUAUUACUACGAAAAUUGUCCGGGUUGUAAAGUGGAUCAACACAAGUCGGGUCAAACCGGUUUACCAAUUAAGGAGCUUUUCACUAUAUGGAUUGUCAUCCUUGGUACAGCACUUCCAAUAUCAUCACUCUUUCCAUUUCUUUAUUUCAUGAUAAAGGACUUUCACAUUGCAAAAAGAGAGGAAGAUAUUAGUACGUAUGCAGGUUUUGUAGGUUCUUCAUUUAUGGUUGGAAGAGCUUUGACAUCUGUUUUUUGGGGAGCAGUGGCUGAUCGAUAUGGACGAAAACCAGUUAUAGUUUUCGGCACUUUUGCAGUGGUUGUUUUCAACACUCUCUUUGGUCUUAGUGUCAACUUUUGGAUGGCAAUUGCUACGCGAUUUCUACUUGGUUUUUUAAAUGGUUUGAUUGGACCAAUAAAGGCAUAUGCUGCAGAAAUCUUCCGUGAAGAAUAUCAAGCACUGGGAAUGUCAACGAUUAGUACUGCUUGGGGUAUUGGAUUGAUUAUUGGUCCAUCUUUAGGAGGCUUCCUUGCUCAGCCUGCAGAGAAAUAUCCGACUGUAUUCUCAAAGGAUUCUAUAUUUGGGAGAUUUCCCUAUUUCUUGCCUUGCUUAUGUAUAUCACUGUUUUCCUUGGCUGUGGGUAUUGCUUCAUUUUGGCUCCCGGAAACAUUACACAAUCACGAUUCAAGAAUGCCGCCUCAAAGUUCAUAUGAGGCUCUGGAGGAGGCUGCAUCUGAUACAAAAGACGGAAAUGAAUCAGCCCCAAAAGAAAACCUUUUUAACAACUGGCCAUUGAUGUCAUCGAUCAUCUUAUACUGUGUCUUUUCUCUUCAUGAUAUGGCUUAUACAGAGAUCUUCUCAUUAUGGACUGUGAGCCCCAGAAAGUUUGGAGGCUUAAGUUAUUCAACUGUUGAUGUUGGUGAAGUACUAUCGAUCUCAGGAUUUGGCCUUCUAGUCUUUCAACUAUCUCUAUAUCCAUUGGUUGAGAAGUGUGUUGGCCCUAUCGUCAUUACUCGAGUUGCAGGAGUUUUGUCCAUUGCUGUGCUGACAAGUUACCCUUACAUCGCCUUGCUAUCUGGGAUCGCGCUCUCUGUCACAAUAAAUAUUGCAUCUGUGAUCAAGAAUGCUUUAUCUAUAUCUAUCAUAACAGGUUUGUUCAUAUUGCAAAACAAAGCAGUGGACCAGCGACAACGUGGAGCUGCUAAUGGAAUUGCCAUGACAGCAAUGUCAAUUUUUAAAGCUAUAGGUCCAGCAGGGGCAGGAGUAGUCUUUUCUUGGGCACAAAAAAGGCUUGACGCUUCCAUUCUUCCAGGUGAUCAAGUAGUGUUCUUUGUGCUGAAUGUGAUUGAGGCAAUUGGUGUGUUGCUGACAUUCAAACCAUUCCUUGUUGAAACACAAUAAACUUGAUGUGUCUCUCUUGAAUGUCAUUUUUUGUUAUGUUUGGUGUAGGAUGUGUAACUUCUUUCGUCUACUAGUUUUAAUAUUUUACAUCAAUGAAAAGUAAAAUUUACAUA